Meloidogyne enterolobii is the source of this 2127-nucleotide messenger RNA. The record is from the annotation of a GenBank genome assembly. Lineage: Eukaryota; Metazoa; Nematoda; Chromadorea; Rhabditida; Meloidogynidae.
AUGGAUACUAGUGUAAAUAUUCCAUCAACAACAACUUCUGCUGGUGGAUGUGCAGGGGGAGUUGCAACAACAACAUCUACAGCUUAUGAAGAUUCUUUAAAUGAUAUUAAAGUUUCAAUUAAAACGUCUCCAGUACCCAAUGAAGAAAUUGCUGAUGAAGUUAAAGUAUUUCGUUCAAAUCCUGAUGUAAAUGAUGAUGAUCCAACUGAAAUUGCUGGAAGUUCUGCUGAUUUAGCUGAAGAUAAAAAUGAAUUGGCAUUUGAAGCAGAUAUUGAAUCGCAGACUAAUUAUAAUACUCAACAUCAAGUCAAUCCAAUAUAUACUAAUCCUCCCCAUUUGGAUUGGCCAAAUGCUUUGCAUAAUUGGCUUACAGCACACUUACUUUCACCUGUAUAUGUUGCUAAUCAAAGAAUUGCUGCAAUGGCACAAGCAGCAGCUCAAGCAGCAUAUGUUGCUAAUGUUGCCAGUGCUGCUCAAUAUAUUGCUAGGCAUUCACCCAAUUUUGCGAAUCUUGGACCGCAGUUUGGAGCUCCAUUUGAACGCCCCCCAACUUUUUCUAUGGGUGGUCAAACUCCUAACAAUAAUUCCAAUCGAAAUGGUUAUUCAAUUCAACAACAUAUGGCAAGUCCAAUGUCUUCACUUGGUGGUGUUUUAGGUGGUAUUUCUCUUUCUACUGAUAGAGGAGACGUUAACAAUUCUGCCUCUUCUCGUAAACAUAGUUUGGAACAACAACAAAGACACCAUCAACAACAUUCGAAUAAUGGACGUUUUUCAAUAAAUACACCAUUAAAAGUUCCAAAACGUGAAAAACUUGAACACAAAAUUAAAGAAAAAAAUUAUCACAACAAUGGGAAAAGUUCAACUACUAAUAGUGAUGGAAAACAUGAACAUAUUAAGAAGCCAAUGAAUGCUUUUAUGUUGUUUAUGAAAGAAAAUCGUCAUAAAUAUAUGGAUGAAUGUGCUGAUAAACGAAAACAAUCAGCAGAAUUAAAUAAAGAAUUGGGACAAGUUUGGCAAAGAAUGACUAGAGAUGAACAACAACCAUAUUAUGAUAUGGCAACAUUAAAACGUGAAGAACACCAACGACUUUAUCCAAAUUGGACAGCACGUGAAAAUUAUGCAAUACAUAAAAAGGCUAAAAAGCGUAGAACGAGGGAACGUUCAUUAGAAAAUAAUGAUUCAAAAAAGUGUCGUGCACGUUUUGGUGUUGAUAAUCAAAUUAAAUGGUGUAAACAUUGUAAACGUAAAAAGAAAUGUUUAAAUGUUCUUCGUGAUUCUGAUUCGCCUGCACAGGUUUCCUCUACUACAAAUCCAACCACUCCAUUACAUCAUCAUCAACAACAACAACAAGGAGGGCAGAGCAGCAGCAAUAAUAACAAUUUAAAUGGACAUCAUAAUUCACAAACUUCACAAUUUUCAAAUUUAUUUGGUUUAAAUUUAUCAUCCCAACAACCCCAACAUCUUCUAAUAAAACAACAACAAUUAGAUUCACCUCUAAGUUCACAAAAAGGGCAAUCAACCAAUAGUGAAUUAAGCCGUUGUUCUUCUACAGCAAGUAGUGAUGGUGGUGGGGAUGAAUCUAUUGAAGAAGAAGAAUCUGAUAUGGAUGAAGACAACAAAGCUGAUAUUAAACAAAAUUUAAUGAUGGAGGGGCUAGAAUCACCAAUAAUGUCUAAACAACAACAACAUGGUGGUGGCGGUGUAAAUGUUAAAACUUUAAAAAUGGAAACAACACCUACCUCUGACUCUAAAUUACUUUCUCCACAUACACCACCUUCACAUUUACGUCGUAAACACCCUCAACAACACAACCAACAACCUCUUUUAGUUGAUACACCCUCAAAACAACAUUCAUCUUCUUUGUUUGGUUCAAGUAAUACUAAUGAUGUUAAUAAUUUAUUAGUUGCUGCAGCUGCUUCAACAUUAUUGCCUCACCAUCAUUCUUCACCAUUUUCUUCUCCUUCAAAUAAUAAUCCAAAUUUACAACAACAAAAUAUUCCGUCCGCCUUUCAAAUGCCUCCACCAACAACACCUACUGGAGGAGCAGGAGCAGGUUUUCCAUUUCAACCAAGUCCUUUCUUCCCUUGGAAUGGGCUAAACUUUAUGUCUUCAUUUAUGAAACAUUAA